AUGAAGGCUGAGGAAGCCCUACCCGAGCUCAUCGACCAGCCCCUCUACUUCUACAGCCAGCGCCAGCGCCAGACUACCCACGCCUACGACACCCUCGCGGCGGUGGUGCCCCAGAGCAUCGACGUCCAGCACGGCCAAGUGCGCCCCCGCACGGUCGAGCUCCCGCACUUGUUCGUCAACUGGGAGGCUCGCGGGACCGCCCUGUGCUGGGUGGGCGAGCAAAACGCGGAGACUCUCUCGUCGUGGAUGAGACCGAAACAGUCCCCGUCCCACCACCACCACCACCACAUCCUCGUUCGUCCCUUCUCCCCGGAGACCGACACCCUCUACGUCCCCGCGAAGCUGUGGGAUGGGUUCAUCCAGGAGAAACGCAAGACGGAGAGUGUGCCCGGAUACCGCGAAGAACAUCCGGGGAGCCUGGUCGGCGCCUUUUUCCGAUGGCGGGGCGUGAAAGUGGUGUAUCUGGUUGUCCAUGAACAGGAAGAUGAGGAGAGACAAUUUGAGAGUGAUGCGAUGGAAGGGAAACAGCCGUGGAGGUUCGAGGUAUCGGAAGCCACGCUGAAGGGGAGGUGGGUUCCAGCGAACCGUGAAAUGGAAUGGGAAGCCAGCGGCAGCAGCAACAACAACAACAACCAAGAGAACGACCCCGACUUGGAGAAACUGAGUACGGUUAUGCUCGGAACCCAGCCUUCGUUGACUGCGCUCUUCAGGGAGUGGAACCCUUCGGUUCACAGGGAUUUUAGGGUCCAGCUUAUACGUGUUACCAGACAGCGUACGUGA
Aspergillus fijiensis CBS 313.89 is the source of this 780-nucleotide messenger RNA. RefSeq lists its product as uncharacterized. Bases 1 to 780 code for a protein of 259 amino acids. Lineage: Eukaryota; Fungi; Ascomycota; Eurotiomycetes; Eurotiales; Aspergillaceae. The transcript has 3 exons. The record is from RefSeq and is a predicted model, not a curated record.